This is a messenger RNA of Bursaphelenchus xylophilus (pine wood nematode), 13645 nucleotides long. NCBI's taxonomy places the organism in Eukaryota, Metazoa, Nematoda, Chromadorea, Rhabditida, Aphelenchoididae. The record is from the annotation of a GenBank genome assembly.
AUGGAAUAUCAUGAUGGUCGCCCAUGUAAAGCUUGUGUCAGUGUUGAGGAUAUGAUGAGAAUGUCCAGGGAAGCUGCGAAAAAGAAGGGAAUAGACAUUAAGAAUACAACACCGACAAAAACAGAAGUCCAGGGGAGACGAAAGGAUUGUCCAGUAGAUAAAGAUGAGCUAGGGAGGUCCACAUGGAAUCUUCUUCACACAAUGUCAGUGUAUUAUCCGGAUGAACCGACUGCGACAGAUAAAAAGGACAUGAAUGAUACAUUGACCGCAUUAUCAAAGGUAUGCCCUUACUGUUUACUUUGUUGAUUUUUAGAGCAUCGAAUAGAUCCGUUCAAUAUAGUGAUGACGUCAUUUUAGACCUACCCUUGUCCUCCAUGUGCCGAAGAUCUCCGGAAAGAUUUGAAAAAGAAUCCCCCAAAGUUGGAAAGCCGGGAUGCACUCUCCCAAUGGAUGUGUGAGAUGCAUAACCGGGUAAACCAAAAGCUCGGAAAAGAGAAAUUCGAUUGUACAAAAGUAAUGGAACGAUGGUAUGAUGGGUGGAAAGAUGGAUCCUGCGAUUAUUGAUCUGAUUUAAUACGGAAAUGUUCAUUAGCGAUGUCUAGACUGUUGUAUUUUGUUUCCACGAUAAAGUGAGUGAUUUUUUUUUGUUGUUUGGUAUCAUAAGGGAUCAAAAAAUAUUGUUUGAAGAAGAUGGUGACAAUCAAAAUUAAGUUUACUGAAAAUUUUUGUAUUUUUUUCAUCGGAAAAACAGAGGGUUUUUCAUUAGAAUCACAUUUUUUCAUACGGUCUUUCGUAUGCAUACAAUUAAUUACUUCUUCCCUCAAAAUUAUAUGUUUGCCGAGAUAGCCAUGUCAUACGUGACUUUUAAUUAGUUUUCCUCCAUUCUAAUUAGCCAUUGACGUCGGAUAUUCCAUGUUUUGUAGAACGCUUCGAAACGUCUUGAAAUUUCAAGUGCUUCAUUACAACCAAUUGCAAGUAAAUUUACAAAAUAAUAUUUUCUUUUUUGUAUCCUUUUUUACUGUAUUUGGCCGAGUUGAUUAUUUCCUAAUAUUUUCCUAAUGUUAUGUUUCUUUGACGGAUUUCCAUGAGAAAGGAGAAAAGUUGGCUAAUCCUAAUACCCUUUCCGCGAUACCGUACCCGAAGAAAGGGGGUUUGAAGAGUUGGUGGGCUUAGAGGGUGGAUGUAAUUGUCACGGGUUACCAUGCUUUGUGACGGAGUUUAUCCCGAUAUCUCUUUGUGGCUAAUCCAGAGAGAAAGAAGAUAAUCAGCGGUUGGGAGAGUUGUUAUUGGAUGCACUAUAGUAGAAUCUCGCAGUGGAAAUCUGCAUGGAUCCGAUUUUGAUGGAUUUUGGACGAAAAUUUUCUAAAAAGAAGAGUGUUCGAAGUAAGAAGUUCUAUUCUGUUUAAAUUUUCAUACAUACAUGUCAUGUAAAAGUGAUUCCGGUAAAUUAAAAAAAAAAAAUUUGGACCAUGAUGACCAUGACACGCGUUUCUGCCAUAUCGAAUUUUUUGUCCUGCAAAACGUACGUAGCCCAAGCGAAUUAGGAAUUUCGCAUAUGUCUUAUUGUUCGAUUUUUUUCCUUUGUGCCAAACUUUAGCAAAGUCUGAGAGUCGCACUUCUAGCACUUCCCCUAUAAGAUACAGAUUUGAGCCAGUGCUUUAUGACGUAUAGACAGACAUGAGAUUUGUGGAGAUGCAGAUUGGAUAAUUAUUUUUCAUACUCAGGACCUCUGGCUAGUCUUUUUGGGCCUCAUGGAAAUUGCACAGAGUAAAACUCGACAGAAAUAAAUUGGACAGAGUGUGGAAAUUUGACAGAGGGAAAUUGGGAAGAUUUGUUCAAAAUGUCACCAUUUAAUUACUUUUUGCAGGAAAAAAGUCUGUCCAAUUUCACCCUGCCCCAUUUCCACACCGUGUCCAAUUUAAUUCUGUCGAGUUUCACUCUGUUCAAUUUCCAUGAAGUCUUCUUCUAACCAAGAUAUAAAUUUUCCUAGCAUCCCUCCAAAACUGAGGUAGCCUCUGACUAUUUACUCAUUUAUACUGAUUUAUUUUUGGCUCUCCUUCAAUAACAAACGUAGAGUUUGCUUUGAUGACAUGUACCUUCUCUUCCAUAGCUCUUAGCCUUUGACUCCAUGACCACAAUUAAAUGAUAAUCAGGUUUUUAUAAGAUAAUCGAAGUUCCUUUUUAGUUUAGAUUAAAUGGUCUCUUAUGCAAUGUCAUAAUCAUAGAUAUUUGUUUGCCGGGGAUUCUGUAAUGUGUCAGUUAAAAAUCUCGUUAAAGGUACCUUGGAGACCUGAUUUUGUGCCAAUUUGUAUGAAAAACUAGUUGUCGUUUUUUGAGCACUGUGCCUGUAAAUUUUGUGGCAGUCAACUUAAUAUUAUAAAAAUAUACAGCUUUUUGAAUCAAAUGAAUGUCUGAUAUCUAAAUUUUUGUGGAUCUAAAUACAACAAACUCCUUCUAUAACAACCACAAAUUUAAACUUUUGUAAUUUGCUUCAAAGCUUGUAUAUUGCCGUUACUGCAUUCUUUGCUCCCUCUGAUCAGCUACAGUUUCUUUUCGAUGACUAUCAAAUUUUUAAUAAUUGACCCGUUGAAACGUCUGCUCUUUGAAUGUUCCCGCAGCUUUCCCCAAUCGUUCUGUUUGAAGGCCCGUUCAGUUUUUUUUUUCUUUUUUUUCGAAAAGUCGAAGGAAUUGAGAAAACCACGCGCUUUGCCAGAAUUUCGAAAGUUCCGAGGGCGAGAAUUCUUUGCUGCCCCUCAAGACUCUUGUAUUUUAUGCAGUUUUUAUGGUAGUGUGUUUUUUGGGGGGAGGGAAUUGGAGCAGAAUUUACUGUAGGAAAAAAAGAAGAGGUCAAAAUUCACUAUGUUCGUAUUAAAAAUCUUUGUUGUAUUGAGGGUUUUGAAAGCCUUUGGUGAAUUUUUGGUUACGUAAAAGUUCCAAUACAGGUUUAAUUUUUUAUCCUAAAAUUUCGUUUUUCCAUUACCGUCUCUUUUUCUCUCCAUUCCCCUUCCAAGGAUGAUGCAAUUGGUGCUAGGAAAUGGAGAGAAGACGGGUUUGUGGCAUAGAUGAAUGGAGGUGGAAAAAGGAACGGCAAAAGAAAUGGGUUGGAAGUUGAACAAAAUGGUGUGGAAGAAAUAUUUGUUUAGAGGAUCUCAGCUGCACUAAAAGGUUUUGAAUUUGAUAGGUAUGGCCAUCGAUAAAGACGGUAGCAAAUGGCGAAUUGUGAGAGAUUACACAAAGCGAGGAGGUUCCGUCUGACGAAAAAAAUCUCCUUUUUUUGGUCUAUCGUCAACCAACAGCCAAUACAUCCGAUUUUAUAGCCCAUACUAGGCCUAAAAAUCCCAGCAGUUUUUGUAAACCUCAAGUGAGAAAUCUGACAAAUUCCAAGAGCCUAGGCUAAAUUCGGGUAAAGUUUUAUCAAAGUCUGAGCCUUUGAAGCAAAUCGCUUGCAAAAAACAACCCUUCUAAUAUUAAAAUCUCCCACAUUUUUUGGCCCCACUCUCCUUUUAUGCACGUUUUUUCACAUUCCAUUUGCUCUUUUGGCCUUUGCGUUUAAAUUUACCUCCUGUCCCAAUCUCCCUAAAUUAAUGGGUCCUCCAGAGUUCUUCAAUCCUCUCUCGGAUAUUUAUUUUGGAAGGUCUCUCAAGAAAGAAGCACUUAGAUUAAUCAAUUGCUACUGUAAUUGCCGAGAGGUGUUCCAUGGUCGUUUUUGUAGAACCCAUUAGUCAUCGUUCCCCCUCCUUUUUACCUGUAAUCUAAAAGACAUUUUCCUGGUUAAUCUAAGAGGUUUUCUUCUGCCAUAUAACUUGCCCAUCGCUCUAUUUACCAAACAUUUUCCGGAGAUGCACUUUGAGGACAAAUAGCUCCUGAUAUUGUUGUAAACAUCAGGUCAUUCUGAUGAAAUUUAUCUAUACUUUGUCGUCAGACCAGAGUCAUCAAUGAUCUUAUGGUGCUGGCCGGAAGAAAAAGUCAUUCAUGUGGAGUUGUUGUCUUCGAAAAGGGCAUUUUUCGCAAUUUUUUAUGUUCUCUGUUUUCCCAGACAAAUUGAAAGGGAAAUCAAUAAAAACAAAAUUUAUUUAGUGGAUCCUGUCUGCAGCAGAUGCCUUGGCAACUUUGUCUCUUAAUUUUUAGCUUUUGUUUUUCUCGCGUUGCAAGGGCAGCUGAAAUAUUCAACGAUUUUUGCAGAAAAAAUACGAACAUUGGGAAAGAAGGGUUUGAUAGCUUGUGAAUUGUUUACGAAAAAAAUCAAGCCUUUGCAGAAACACUGUACUUCAAUCUUCAAGCAGAUCUUUUACUCGGAAAAAUUCAGAAAACGUGAUUGAACUUCGGUCAUUUUUGACCUAAAAAUAUCGAUGGUUUUUGCAAAAAAAGGCCUUGUAUGGGUCGUUGAAAAUUUGAAAAUCCUAAUCUGAACUUUUCCAAGCUUAAUUGAUGUCUGGAUAUAAAAUUUCGAAAAAAUUUAAGUCAUCAAAAAUUCACCUUGGUCCCCCCUUACCUUUUUUUCUUCGUCCCCAAGAAGAAAAAAGGCUGGGUAAUGCCCAGUAAAAAUUUUAUAAUAGAGAAGUAAGACUCUGUAAUGCCAUCCUCCCAACUUUUAUCCCCGUUCUACACCAAAAGUGCCCCCUUAUAUCCAUCUCUCCCCUUACCGUACGACGCUGUGGGAUUGACCCGAAAAUUCUUGCGAAAUAUUUUUUUGGGCCAAGUCCCGGUCGUUUUGUGGUGUUUUGAAAUUCGCCUUUACGGCUCGUCGCAGUGGGCAGAGGAGGGAAAUAGACCGAGGCUUUUCGCGUAAUUCGUUAUUUUCGCCGGGUUUCCGUGCUUUUCGUAAAAAGGCGAUUUCGUAAGCUUUUUCGCGAUUAAUUUUCCCAAUUUUUGCGGGGUGUUUCUCGAAUGGAGGUUACUGUAAUCUCCUGUCCAUUAUCCGAAAAUUGGGCCACUACAAACUUGGCGUAUAACGAGAAAUUUCGGUUGUUUUAAAACGAGAUUUUUUGAUUUUCCCAACAACAGUUCUGCUACCAAUAUGUUUGUGAUUUGUUGUGUAUAUCUUUCGUUCUAUUUGGACUGUCUUCCCGAACAAAUAUAGAACAUUCCAGCCCGCAUUUCGCAACCCUUUUCCAUGCGUCCGCCGAUUUUUUGUCGCUCUUUAAAAGUCUACGUGUAUUCCCGUUUUUGACUCAUCAACCUGAAGCCAUAAACGACCAAUUUCAUCAUCCUUUCCCGAUCACCGCCUCGCCCCCUGAACCCUUGUGCUUUUGCCUGCGGGCCCGGUUUUUUUGGCGUUCCGUUUUCCCAUUUUUCUCUAAUUUCCCCCAAUGUUUUCACUGAUUAUUCCUCCCUUUCUCGAGCCCCCAACGUUCCUGCCAACGCGCUGUCAGCCGUUUCGGGCGUUCUCUUCGGGUUUCACGUGUUUCUCUCGCCCCGAAAUUCUGACGCCUCCUCCAUUCCUCCGAUUGUUCGCAGCGCUUUUUGUCGGAGCGUUUUCGAAAUCGUGGGGCUCAUAAAAAAUGGAAGAAAAAUUGAGAAAUUCGUUUUUCUUUCGUCACUCUUUUCGUUCGCCAUAGCCGCGAUAGCAAAGUGCAGAGAUAAUUUCUCCGCUCUACCUUCACUCCAUCUCCUACUGUCUCGGCCGCUCCCUAUCAGCAAUCGCUUUCCGCAAAGGCCCGGUCGGAAAACCCGGCCCAAAAGAAACGAUGUAGUGCGUAUGAAAAUCUGAUGUAUUCAAAAACAAACACAAUAUAAGCGUAUGCGCACGCGGAGAGGGGCGAACCAUGGGGUUGCGGUGACGCCUCUUCCAGCAUGGAACGAUAGAGUGUGCGAGCGAAAGGAGAGAGAGAGGAAAAUGGCGAACACGAACGUUUUUUUAAAGGGACUAUCAAUUGUUGUCGUUUUGUCCGCAGUCUAUAGGAAUUUUUUGGAGAAACAAGUGAUUCUGGCUACUCUCUAGCGCCUCUGACAAUCUGACGCCCCAAUUUUGGUCCCAUUGGUCUCUCUCGCUCUCUAAAGGCCGCCAAAAGCAUGUGAAUCCCAUUUGUCUGCCCCCUCUGCUGGAGAAAGUCCUAUAUCGUUGGGAGUUUCGAUGCAUGAGCAUUUCACGUUGAACGCUCUCUAGUUUCUUCUAAAAUCGCUGUAAAUCCUCAUGUCUCCCAUGGUUUUCUUUGCUAUUUUUUGGAGCAUCUCUGCCUGCUCUCUUCUCGCACCUCAAACUCUCUUUUCUUUGUUUAUUUAUUUUUUACGACCACUAACUCUCUGUGCACUCUCUUCGCCGCAAAAGGAGAAAUCCGUUUCUCUCCUUUUCUCUCACCUUUCCUUCUCUCGCUCAAAAAAGCCUUUUCUCUCUCUUUCUCUCGCCCUUUCUCCCCUCUCGCCGCCCUCUGUCUCCCCCGCAGCCCCGCCGCCCGACUUCCAGCCGCCCCUCGCCGAAGCGGCGGCGAUGGAAGCGAGAGAGUCGGGGUUGGUCGCAACACACCCUUCCCUCGUCUCUUCCCCCCUGCCUUCCAUCUCCCAACUCCUCGGUGCAUAUUGACGAUGGAUGCACUCCGGGCCCGUUGUCGGAAUCCGCAAGUCGGGAGUGGGGAGAAAUCCCGCCCGUCGAUUCUCGGCAUUCCCACCGCCAACUUGGCCGUGAAUUCGACCGGUUGGGCCGCUAUAUUCUCUUGUUUGUUUUGUUUUGAAAUCGCCGGGAAAAAAUCAAUGGAAUUGGCGUGCUAUUGGAAUCUGAUUUGCAAUUUGAUUAUUUUGUCCAAAACGAAUGUUAUUUUAUGCUAAUUGGAGAGAUUUUGGUCUAUUAUUGAUUCCGCAUUAUUGUUCCAGCUAUUUUGAAUAUUUUUUAUUUGAAAUUUAUGUAAUUUACAAUACAGUAGAACUUACUGUACAGCGAGGAGAAAGGGAUCAAAAAAUUGCUCACUAGAUUUAUUCAUAGGCUAUUUCAGGCUAAAUUUAUUUUUUCGUCCGCUAAAUUAGCGAAAAUUUUUAGUGUAAAAAUCCUCGCUACACAGAUAGUCUACUGUAAAUUUUAUUGUAUUACCGUAUUUCGUAAUGUUUUUUUUUAUUUUAAAAAUUUUUAUAACGAAUUUGUACGAAAUGUAGGUACGACGUAGAGGCAGAGCGACUCGGCGUUCGUUUCCAUCACACAUUUUUUCCCUCCCCCAACACAGACCUCACAUCGACCAUGAUGGCACGCUUCUGAGGACGCGCUACCGGGCUCCCCCCGCCAACGCACUGAUCCCCCGCCAACCCAACUGGCGCCCAGGAUCAACUUUUGGUGUGUGUGUGAAACUGAUAGUGUUAGAGGUGUGAAAGAGACCGCUACAACAGCACGAGACCCGUCAACUUGACGUGCUCGUGACAUCGUCGUAUCUUCUUCACACAACUGGCUACUGUCGGCCCUUCGUGAUUUUUCAAUUCCCAGCGUCUCGACUGUUCGAGGACGAAGCCCGCGCUUAUCAUACAAUCCCCCCGCCACAACAAACUGUAUUUUUCUUCGACCCUGUUCCCAACACUAGUAAUCACGGCGUCGUCUACCGCACCGCCGUUACGCAAUAUCUUCGCCACUUCGAGAGAGAGCCCGCGCCAUUGGACCCUAGUUUGGUGAGUUGAAGGUUUUUUGAUUAUUGAGUCUUUAAGUGAUAGGGAGUCGAGGAAAAGGGCUGGGAUUCCGGCUAAUCCAAAUCCAACACAGAGGAUUUAAAGAUUUAUAGGCCAUUAGGAGUCAUUAGAAACGGAAAUGAGCCUCUGUGUAACACAUUACCAGCAAAUAUUGGCCUAAAAUUAAUCCUAAGGACCUUAAAAUCAUUUGCCAGAGAUUUGAAUAGACUAUCAAUAUUUGAAUGACUACACAUAUUGCACAAAAUUACGAAACAAUUAGAUAACUCUACCUCCAAUUUCAUUCGAAAUUCAAACUAUGUUUCUGUCAUAUGGUAAGCGAAAAAAUUACCGCACAAAUUUUCUGAAUGUCAUGCUCCUACAAUACUAUUUACAAACUUUUGAUUUCCCAAUAUAAACAGAGAGAAUUAUAGUUGUACUAGCAACAGAUUUCGUAAAACAUCACCGGUUCCUUGUUUUGCCCCGGUAAUUGAUGUAAUAGGCACUUUUGAUCGCUUACAAUUUGAUAAUAAGCACUUUCGUGAUGGUAUAUUACUGUAUAGCCGGCUAAGUGCAUUAGGAUUUGCAUAAAACGGAGUCGGAAGGCUUUACGAAACAUCAGAGUCCAAAAACGGAAAAUUUUGAAAAUAAAUUUUGUGGUUUAGAGAAGGCACAAUUAUAUUGUGCUCUAAAAUCUCCGAAAAGGAUGUAGAUUACUGUAGAUGCGAGAAAUUUGAGAAAUUUGUGGAAGAGUUUGAUUAUGCUAGGGUAAAAUGAUAAUUUUUGGGGAAUAAGGCAAGUACAACGUAAGAAAUAAUGAAUCUAAAACUUCUACUGGCAGUUUUAAACGAACUGUUUUUUCAACGGCAGCAAAAAUUUUGGUACUUUGAAAUUUCAACAAGUCCCAUUGUCCACCCUACAAGCCUACUCGGCAUCAAAGAGUCUGCCAUAGAUCACCACUCACAAUCAUAGAUAACCUCCCCGGACCGUAGUACAAUUCACUUUCGAAAUCUACCAUCCCUGUUUACCAGUGGUUGCACAUGCAGAAUCGAAAAAUUGCACCCUCACGGGGUGGGUGUCCCCGUGCCUUUUUCCUCCACUUCCCGAUUUCUUCAUCGAAGACCCCGGAAAAAAGAAGGGGAGACGAUUUCGCAAGCCCCCCAUUCAGUCGGUCGUUUCGGGGGCUUUCUCGUGUUUUUCGCCUCUCCCCCAGAGCAUGCACGUUCCCUGUGUUUCGAAACGAUCGUUGGGGGAAAGCGAGUCGAGCUUGGAGCGAUCGGCCCGCUCGUUUUGGGGGACAACUAUAAAUAGAGGAAAAGGGAACGAUUCGGCAUGGCCUGGAGAGUGUUACAGUAACCUGUAAUGGUCUGUUGGGGUUUCGGUAGGAUUUGAAUUUACUGUAGAUUAUUUAUGUAGAAAAUUGGUACCUAAAUUUACUUGUUUUAGAGAUUAUUUAUGUUAAAAACCUAAUUUUUUGCCAAAAUAUCUCUCAAAAUCGAAAAUCUUCAAAAAUUUUUCGUUAUAGGAAGCGUUCGUUAUACAAGAACUUUUCUCUGCGAAUUUUUGGAUGCUUUAGAUGCAGUUUUUUUUAUAAGAUCCUACAAAAACCAAUCAUGACCUUUUGUGGUGGCCUUUUUUUAUUACACUAGACACUUGAACGACGCUAUUAGUAACAGCUCAAGUCUUAAGACUAAUUAUAACCACAAACUUAAAGCGUUACUCAUCUUUUCCGCAUUGAAAUUUCGUAAAAAUUUCAAUUUUUUUGCAUUAUCAUUUUUUUACGGCAUAGACACGAAUUUAUAUAAUAAAAACCAUUUCCAAUAGCUUUCAUCAUGGGAAAACUUGCGAAAUCGCUCGCAAUAUGAUGACUCGCACUUAGGCUUGCUUUAGGCUGGAGUUUCGUCUGGGUUUCGUAAGGAGAAUGAGUUAUACGGAAAGGGAAAAAGAAAUAGUCAUCGUGUUGAAAGAGGGACUAGGUCAGUGGGUGGUGUAAAAGUUACGGGCCUAAGGUCAUUUUAUAAUUUAUUUCGCAUUCCAUUGGGGCCUUUACAUAAUGAAGUUUGAAGAACGAAUUUUGUUUUGAUGGAGAAAAUUUUUGGAGUUAUGUUUUUGUCUUUAAACUAAGUUAUGGACCGCUGAACUGGUUCGCAAAAGAACGGUUCCACAAUUUUACGUAAUAUCGCGAAGUAUUGCCUAGUAUUAUAUAACACAACCUAAGCUAUAGCAACGUUGUUUCAAGAUGAUUUUUGAGAAUCAAGCCACUCAAAAUUAUUUUUUACCCACUGCAAAUCACACCAUUAAUUGUAGGCAUGUUUUCAGAAAUGUCUUUGGAAGUGUUGGUGGAUGAUGACUCUUCCUCCUCUUCUUCCUCCUCCUCCUCCUCGGCCUCGUCGCCGUCCACCUCCUCCUCCACGGCCGCUCAAACUGUCGUUGAUCAGCCUUGCUCAUCCCGACCCCGGCAGACCCGCAAACGUCGAUUCGUUGGCGCGGCGCUAAGCCGCAUCAACUUCGGCAACUCCAGCUCAUCGCUGACGGCGAGCCAGAACGAAACCGGCUCCUCGAACAGCCUGAACUCGGUGGGCUUGAGCUCGAGUUCGUCGGGGUCGGAGGACGAAAGCACCAUUGAUGAGAGUAACGACAAACGCAUCCGGCUAAGUUCAUCGUCGUCGGUGGGUUCGCAGGAAUCCAACGGACGUGCCACCUCUGUCAGCCCAUCCCCCGAGACUGUCUGCUAUGACAUCGCGGAUCUGGAAUGCAGCCAGGGAAGUCAGGUACGUAUGUUUGAGUAUUAUAUUAUACUUGCUUUUAGUGGAAAACUUUCGACCGAGUUGCUGCAUAAUUUGCUCCAAAUUGGUCCAUGUAAAAUAAAUUAUUUAUAAAAAUAUUUAAAAUUUAAAUAAUUUAUAUUAACAUAACUUUUUUAAAAAAAAAUAUGUAAUAAUUUUUAUAUUUAUAAAAAUUUUUAAAUAAUUAAAAUUAUUUUUAUUUAUAAAAAAAAAUAAAAAAUUUCCGUAUCGCUUGAAGAAAAGCUCCAAAUUAUAAUAUUUUAUCCAUGUCACGUCACGCCAUGGAAAAUAUAAAUUCGCUGCCUAAGCCCCGUCUCUGACGUCCCAAUCCCUUUCCAGAGAUCCAAUCCGUUCCCCAAGGACUCGUUGAUCGGUGACGGUGAAUACGAAUUGAUCGGUGACGGCAAAGAAUGCCAGGCAGUUCAUUUGCCCACCAAGACCAUCCACAAUUGUCGCGUGCUGAACGACGAGGAGUACAAGGCGUUCAUGGUGAUCGCCGAACGCCUCGAAAUGGCCGAGCAAAAGCUGCACGCGGAGGAAGCGGCCGAACUCAGGUGCGCCCCCUAACCAGCAACCAAAACGAACUCGAUUUUUAGACGAAUCCUGUUGCCAAAGGAGACCCGGAUCAUUAGCGGAAGGCAUUUGCAUUAUGUGAUCUCGCCGAAUCACGACGGCAAUCUGCAGACCUACUUCACCAUGCACAAGGAGGAGCAGAAGUUGAGCGAGCUGCAGUCUCGCGCAAUCUUCGCCCAAAUGGUACGCAUGGUGCAGAAUUGUCAUCAGAUUGGUGUGUAUUUCCGCGACUUCAUGCUCAAGAAGAUUGUGUUCACCGACAAAGACUCGUAAGUGAAUUUUCGUUGGACUGUUUCUUCUCUCUUUAGAGUAAAACGCUAUAAACGGGAUGGUUUUAGAGGCUUUUGAAGGCUCUGUCAGCAAAAUAAAGCCUAGUUAAAGUAUCUUAAAUGAUUUUUUGAAACUACAUCAUUCAGAUUUUCUUCAAAUGUUGCGUACAUUUCAAUUUGUAAAUUUUUUAGCCCUUUCUCAGCCAUUUUAGAACAGCGGAGCAGAAAUUUUUUUAGUCAAAAUCUGAACGCUUCCGAAAAAAAAAUCAAAAAAUUGGCGGGAAAUUCAAAUUUCAAAUCCUUCAAUAAUUCAAAAUUCAGUCUAGAAUUUUUAAACCCAUAAUUUGACUGAUAACAGCAAUUUCUCAGUCUUAUUUUUUUAAUCCUUCAAAGUUUACGUCAGCAUUUUCUAAUCAAAAAAUUUCGAAAAUCCAACUUUUCAAAUUUUACUACAGUAAAAAGGCGACAAAAAUUGCGCCACGGUUAGCUGAGUUAUUACACCCUGGGUGUUUACGGAAAGCCCUAUCAAUUUCGUUGAUCUGUUUAGUGACCUUCAGCAGUUUUUCGAACGUUUCCUUCUAUCUCUCCCUAUCUGUUCCCCAUUGUUGUUUUUUUUUCUUGCGGAAAGCACGAGACCAGCAGCGAUCGCUUCCUUUUAACAGGCCAUUAAAUUUGACAAACGAAGUAGAAAAAAAGGAAAAGGCGAAAGAUUGAGAAAUAAAAUACACGUAAUUAUAAUGUACAAGUUUGAGAAAUGUUACGCCAAAAAUGAAAUCCGCAUUAUAAGUUUGGAAAUUUUUGUUAUGGCCAAAGUUUUUAAUCCUAUUUGGUAAUGAAAUUACAGGGCCUUUAGAAUUAGUUUUGAAAUUGCAAAAGCACUCGCUGCAUUUGUAUCGAAAUUACGGAAAAAUUCUCGAAAACAAAAUCUUUGCAAAGUAGAAAUACUGUCUAUGCUCCUGUCUGCAAGAUAUAUGAACAUUUUGUUGAUAUACCUCGUUCAGAGUGACUUAAACUUGGCGUCAAAUGUGUCUGGCGGACGCCGCAGCCAAUUCCUCAAGACGUCUCGACGCUCUUCGGCAGAAUUCACCGCACCGGUCGGCCUAAGGGUCUGUGGGGUGAUAGUUCGGCUAGCUGGGUAGCUAGACUGUUUACUGCUAGAGUAUUGUAAUUAUUACUUGACAUGUGUAAUAAUACAGUCUGUAAUUACUAGCUAAAUUAAUGCCAAGAUAGCCACUAAACUCUCUAUAAUAGCCCUAUAGGCAUCUAUACCGCAAUUCUAACAGGACCGUCAAUUUCAGCCUGAAUAUCCGGUUCAUGUUCAGUAUCCAUGAUCUCCAAGUUCUGCCCGACCUUGCUAGAGAUGAGGUUCAUCUGCGCAAGGGUUGUUGUCCUGCCUACACUGCACCCGAGAUGCUGCCCGCACCCAACUCCAAGCACCACACUUAUCGUGCUGGACCCGCUAAUGUGUGGUCCUUGGGCGUCCUUCUCUACACGCUGGUCACUGGCCGCGCUCCCUUCAUCAUGGCCAGAUGUCCGCGCGACCUGUUCCGGCUGAUCAAGCAGAGCAAAGUGACGUUCCAACCCAAGGAUCGCGUCUCGUGGUCGUGCAAACUGUUGUUGUAUUCGUUGCUGCGAGCCCAGCCCUCGGAACGGCCCAAGCCUGAGGAAAUCGCGGCUUCGGAAUGGGUCCGAAAGACCAGCGAAAGCAGCGCCGUCAACUUUGGGCUCCAGCUGCGGUUGUCCGCUUUCGAGACACCAAUUGCCGCACCCGUCGGGCAUUUGUUGCGUCGCCCGGCCAACGAGAGAGAUGCGGCCUACAGAAGCGGUGGAGAGUACCGAACCCAGGUACACUCGUUGUUGAAACGACACGCGGUGAGUUUUGAUGGUAAACGCGUUCGAUUGUGAGCAUGUUUUCACCGAUCCGAACGGGGGGUUUAGUUGAUAAAAAGGUCGCAAAAGAGCUCAGAGUUUCGAUCUCUUUUUCGACCUUUUCUCGACUGAAACCAGUUCAGGACUGCUCCUUUACAGUGACGGACCCGAUUCAGAGGCAAAAACGUACCAUUUCGCAAACGGGAAGCAUCAAAAAUGUGGCAAAAUGCUUCCCUCUCCAAGUGAAAAAACUUCGAAGGGCGCUUUGCCUCACGGAAAAAGCUGGCGUGCUUUUGAAAUCGAAGUUUUUUCGCUUGGAGAAGGAAGCGUUUUGCCACAUUUUUGAUCCUUCCCGGAUGCAAAAUGGCACAUUUUUUGCCACUGAAUCAGGUCCCCCACUGUAAUCGUCCAAUUUAUUUCAAGUGUCAUGAAAUUUGCUACGCUCCAUCCAUAUUUAUUUCCCAUUUUUUUCAGGACCAAAUGCUCCUUCGAGCGGUUCCCGAGCAGGUCGUCCCUGACUUUUCCGGCGACUCCAUGCCCGAUUCUAUGGGGCUGAGUGUGGUCGCAUGA